AUGUCUCAACUGCAGGAAGAGGCCCACAAUGCGUCAGUGCUAGAUGUAACAGCAAUGAUGCCCACCUCAAAUCGCGAAAUAUACCUCACAAAUAUUGAAAAAUUUAACCACUUAUUGAACUGCCUUACUGGUCAAGCUCUAGAGACAGUACAGGCAUUUCCUAUUUCGAAUGAAAACUAUCCAAAGGCUUUGGAUAGGCUUAAAUCGCGCUAUGACAAUAAUAGUCUAAUCUUCGCCGAAAAUAUCGCGACACUAUUUGAUCUACCAGCAGUAUCGGGUCAGUCAAGCCAACAACUCCGUAGUCUGGUAAACAAUGCAUCCGCUUUGUAUGGUCCACUCUGUUCGCUAGGUACAGAGAAACAAAUAUGUGAGGCUCUACUUAUCUCGCUAAUCAUGGAAAAAACGGACGCAAUUACACGUAGGAAAUGGAAUGAAUCGCGUAACUUCGACACAUUACCCAGUUGGGAGGAUUGCUCAAAAUUGUUGGAUAGGCAUUGCCAGUUUCUCGAAUCACUCGACAGUGGAAACGGCAAUCAGUCAUCACCACAACGUAAACCUAAUAAUCUUAACUCCAAGACUAACAGACGCUCAAAACAAUACGCAUUUGUUGCAUCUACAUCCAGCAAUUCUUGCUCAAUUUGUUCUAGCAAUGAACACCUAAUACAGAAUUGUCAUCGUUUUAAGGCACUGGAGGUGGUUCAAAGGUUUGAAAAGGUGAAGGGCCUUAAACUCUGCAUAAACUGCUUAUCGCGACGCCAUCAUGUGGUUAAUUGCACAUCAACGUUUAAAUGUAAGGUUUGCGCAAAGCCACAUCACACUCUCUUGCAUCAUUCGCAAUUACCAACGAAUAUUAAGAGCGCCGGAUCAUCACGACGCACAGAACACGCCGCUAUGCCCAACGACAAUGUUGCCAGCCAUUCCCAUCUUAACAUGUCAUCGGCCGAGCAAAUAAUUCUAGCCACUGCAUUGGUUUUAGUGAAGGACUCAUCGGGAAGUUAUCAAGUUCCAUCCAAUACACCUCUCGCCGAUGAGCAAUUCUUUAAAUCCAAGCGCGUUGACCUUUUGCUUGGAGCUGAAAGUUUCUUUGACAUUUUGUCUGUCGGUCAAAUCAAACUAGGUGAAAAUCUACCAGUACUUCAAAAAACACUAUUAGGAUGGAUCGUAUCUGGCAAGUACAAGGGUCAGCCAUUUGCAUCACCAGCAGCAAAAUGCCUAUUAUCAGUUGAAGAUACAAUUUCAGAUCAAUUAGAAAUGAUGUGGAAGAUAGAGGAAGUGCAACCGGCUGCAAAGUCAUGGUCACCAGCACAUGUUGCGUGUGAGUCAUUAUAUCGUGAAACGGUCCACCAAAAUGCGACGGGAAGAAUUGUCGUUCGGUUAUCAUUCAAGGAUUCGCCAGAUUGUCUUGGUUUGACACACAAUAUCGCCUUACGCCGUUUUUGUUCUGUAGAACGGCGCUUGUCAUCUAAUCGUGCACUAAAGCAAGACUAUCAAGAAUUCAUGAAACAAUAUCGAGAGCUCGGACACAUGACGCGUGUUGAAACUCCGAAAACCAACGAACCACAUUAUUAUAUCCCUCAUCAUUGUGUUUUAAAACCGUCGAGCACAUCGACCAAGCUGAGGGUGGUUUUUGAUGCGUCAUGUCCAACAACAUCGCAACGUUCAUUAAAUGAUAUUCUACUG
Molecule: messenger RNA, 1680 nt
Organism: Teleopsis dalmanni
Lineage: Eukaryota; Metazoa; Arthropoda; Insecta; Diptera; Diopsidae
Exons: 3
Source: RefSeq, a predicted model, not a curated record